This is a messenger RNA of Strongyloides ratti, 1566 nucleotides long. RefSeq names its product G-protein coupled receptor. Gene Ontology annotation, cellular component: membrane. Lineage: Eukaryota; Metazoa; Nematoda; Chromadorea; Rhabditida; Strongyloididae. The transcript has 5 exons. The coding region runs from base 1 to 1566 and encodes 521 amino acids. The record is from RefSeq and is a predicted model, not a curated record. Gene Ontology annotation, biological process: G protein-coupled receptor signaling pathway. Gene Ontology annotation, molecular function: G protein-coupled receptor activity.
AUGGAUAUACAAAGAUAUGCAAAAGAAAUUGCUAAAACUGAAGCUAUAUAUUAUUUAGGAAUAUUUUAUAAUGAAACACUUCUUAAUAAUAAAUGUCCUGAAAAAAUUAUUUUUGAAAAUGGAUAUAAAAAUUGUGAUGUUAUUAAUACAAGUUUAACAGAUCCAGUAUGGUUAGCUAAACCAAUUUAUGGUUAUGCAGUACCAAUUGUAACAUUUAUAAGUUUAUUAACAAAUUCAAUGGCUAUUUUAAUACUUACCAAUAAAACUUUAAGAACACCAACAAAUCAUAUAUUAUUAACAAUGGCAACAUCUGAAUUAUGUACAGCUUUCUCAUCAAUGCCAUGGGUUCUUUAUUAUUAUACAUUUGAUGGUUAUAAAAAUGAUUUAAAAUAUGGAAUGCCACCAUUUUGGUGUAAAUAUCAUCCUCAUAUAUGGAAAACUAUACCAACAUUAUUUCAUACAAAUGCAAUUUGGUUAACAGUAUAUUUAGCUGUUCAACGAUAUUUUUAUGUUUGUUUAGCAUAUAAAGCUCAAACAUAUUGUACAUUAAAAAAAACAAAAAUAGUUGUAUGGUUAAUUUUUGUAGCAAGUACUUUAAGUGUAAUGCCAAGUGUAUUUACAGAAGAAAAUAUUUCAUAUGAAUUUCGGCCAGGAAGAUAUUUUUGUCUUAAAGUAUACUCUGACUUUGUUGAAAUGAUGGGAAUAGGAAAUUUCAUGAUUUUAUCAAUAUCAUCACGAGUUAUACUUGUUCAUGUAAUGCCAUGUAUUAUUAUUAUAAUAUUUACUGCAAAAUUAUUUUGGACAAUUAAUAAACAAGAAAAAAAAAGAAGUGCUUGUAUGCCAACUGCUUAUAAAAAAUUAUCAACAUAUUCACAGUCAAGAAAUCAAAAUAAUGCGUUAUUAAUGACAUUACAAAAUAAAAAUAAUAAUAAUUAUAGAUUAAUGCAAACAAGUACAAGAUUACUAGUUGUUGUUAUAACAAUUUUUAUGAUUAUUGAAAUACCAUUAGCAUUCAUAUUUAUGCUUCAUGUUAUUAUAGUAGUUUAUCAAGUUGAAAUAGAUCCAUUUUGGAGUUAUAUUAAUUGUUUAUUAAUUAUUAGAAAUUUUUUAAUUAUAUUUACAUAUCCAAUUAAUUUUGCUAUUUAUUUUGGAAUGAGUAGUAGUUUUAAAGAAAUAUUUAAAGAAAGAUAUUUUAGAAGGUAUUUUAAAAAGAAAAAUGUCUCAAAUAAUAUGACUAAUUUAUCUAGUAAAAAUAGAAAAUUUGGUAGAUCAUUGGCUAAUAGUCAUUCUCAAUGUACACCAAAAUCAAAUAUAAUUAAAGAGAAGUGCCUUGAUUUUGAUAAAAAAUUAUGUGGAUCAGUUGCUUAUUUAGAUGUUAAUGAUAAUCACAGACGUUCAUCUAUUAAAUAUAGAAAUUCACUACGUAAAGAGAAAAUAAAUAAUGAAUUUUUAAAUAUUAGUCAUAAAAGACUUUCUGUUCCAACAGAUUUUGAACUUAGCAAAAAUGAAGAUUUUUUAACAUCUACUGAACCAUGUUCUAUAAUACAUUAUCAGGAAGAUUGUUAA